Molecule: messenger RNA, 6474 nt
Organism: Brachypodium distachyon (stiff brome)
Lineage: Eukaryota; Viridiplantae; Streptophyta; Magnoliopsida; Poales; Poaceae
Exons: 7
Coding region: 1-6474 (2157 amino acids)
Biological process (GO): DNA integration
Molecular function (GO): zinc ion binding; nucleic acid binding
Source: RefSeq, a predicted model, not a curated record
AUGACCAACCACCAGAAUAUUGACCAGAAUAACCAACACCCCAACCCACCACCUCAAGUUGAUAUGCUUACAAGAUUUCUGAAGUUGCACCCACCUACUUUCACCACCUCCGCUAAACCCAUGGUAGCAGAUGACUGGCUGCGUUCAGUGAACAAGAACUUAGUGACUGUGGGCUGCACAGACGCUGAGAAAGUGAGGUUUGCAGCACACUUGUUGGAGGGACCAGCCGCAUAUUGGUGGGAGAACUACCUGAUCACCAACCCGAUUGAAGACGUCACUUGGGAGAUGUUCCAGGAUGCUUUUCGCACCGCCCAUAUCUCCGCGGGAGUGCUAAGCCUGAGGAAGAAGGAGUUCCACAAACUGAAUCAAGGAACCCGCACCGUGAUGGAAUAUAUUGAGGAGUUCAACAAGCUGUCUCGCUAUGCACCUGAUGAAGUCAAUACCGAUGCCAAGCGCCGUGAGAAGUUUUUCGAUGGACUGAACGACGUGCUUUCCUUUCAGCUGGUAGUUUCUUACACCCCCACCUAUCAGUCCCUAGUAGACAAGGGCUUUAUCUUGGAAGACAAGAUAAACCAGAUUGAGAGCCGCAAGAGAAGACAUCGCCAUGGAAGCUUUAACACUGGACCACACCAGAAGCCACGCACCUCUUAUGAGGGUAGUGGUAGUUCAUCUAGGAUCAAACAUGGAAGCCACCACCACCACCACAUCCAUGGAGGGAAUGGACACCGACACCGGCACGAGAGCAAUGACUGUGGCAGAGGUAACAACAACGAGCAGAACCAGAAUGACGACUUCACCCAGUUUAACUUGAGUCAAGUAGAAUGCUUUAAGUGCCACAAGAUGGGGCACUACUCGAAUGAUUGCCCGGAGAGGUUCGAGGGAAAUGGAGUCAAGCACACCCCGUUCCUGGAGGGUCAUGUGAACCAAAUCAGUAUGGAAGAAAUCACAGAGCCGGGCAUUGUGAUUGGAAUGUUCCGCGUGAAUUCUUUCCAGGCACUCGUACUCUUUGACACGGGUGCAUCACAUUCGUUCAUAUCAAGGAUAUUCCUACGUUUGCGCCCGCCCACUUUUUCCAGCUCCACUGAGCCUAUUAUGGCUGACGAUUGGCUCCGGUCAGUCAAUAAGAACUUGGUCACCAUCAACUGCACUGACGAAGAGAAAGUGCGAUUCGCAGCUCAUUUGCUAGAAGGACCCGCAGCGUCAUGGUGGGAAAAUUUUCAGAUCACCACCCCCAUCGAGGAUGUCACCUGGGACAUGUUCCAGGAAGCCUUCCGCACUGCCCACAUCUCUGCGGGAGUGCUCAGCCUGAAAAAGAAAGAGUUUCACAGGCUACGACAAGGAAGCCGCUCAGUGUCGGAAUACAUAGAUGUAUUCAACCAGCUGUCCCGCUAUGCACCGGACGAUGUGAACACCGACACCAAGCGCAGAGAGAAGUUCUUGGAUGGUCUGAACGACGAGCUGUCAGUUCAACUUGCUAUUGCUUACACCCCCACCUACCAGUCCUUGAUUGACAAGGCCAUCAUUCUGGAGAGUAAACUCACUCAGAUGGAGAGUCGCAAGAAGAGAUUUCACCGAGGGCACGUGGAUGUGGAAGAGAUCACCGAGGAACCAGGUAUCAUACUUGGCACCUUUCACAUUAAUGCUUUUGAAGUACUAGUUCUGUUUGACACUGGAGCAUCGCAUUCAUUCAUUUCAAGAGUAUGGGUAGAAAGAGGCAAAUUACCCUCUGAGACCAUGAGUAGACCUAUGAAAGUAAACUCACCGGGUGGAAUAAUGCUAGCAACCCGACACUGUCACCAGCUACCCCUAAGUAUUGGGAGGCACAUUUUUCCCUCUGAUCUCAUAGUUAUAGAUUCCCGAGGACUGGACCUAAUCCUGGGAAUGGACUGGUUGACCUUAUAUGAAGGAUUAGUAGACUGUGCCCAGAGAACUGUCACACUCACAACCCCAGACAAGAGACGCAUCCGGUACAAGUCAACCCACGAGCUUAAGAAACCCAAGGUUAAUGCUCUUAAGGGGGUUAGCAUGGACGAUGUACCAAUAGUGAAGGAAUACCCAGACGUGUUUCCAGAGGAAUUACCAGGCAUGCCACCGGACCGUGAUGUGGAGUUUCUUAUUGAGCUAAUGCCAGGAAGUGGACCCAUAGCCAAGAGACCAUAUAAGAUGGCUGUGGAUGAGUUAAAAGAAUUGAAGAAGCAGCUAGCUGAACAGUUAGCGAAAGGGUUCAUCCGCCCUAGUUCAUCACCCUGGGGAGCACCUGUCCUGUUUGUGGAAAAGAAGGACAAGAGUCAACGAAUGUGUAUUGAUUAUCGGUCACUAAACGAGGUGACGAUAAAGAAUAAAUACCCCUUGCCUAUCAUCAACGAUCUUUUCGACCAGUUGGAAGGAGCCUGUGUAUUCUCAAAGAUCGAUCUGCGAUCAGGGUAUUUUCAACUGAAAAUCCGAGAGAUGGAUAUACCCAAGACGGCAUUCACCACUAGAUAUGGACUUUAUGAGUAUACUGUGAUGCCCUUCGGUUUGACCAACGCACCAGCAUACUUCAUGAACAUGAUGAACAAGGUGUUCAUGGAAUUCUUGGACAAGUUUGUCGUAGUAUUCAUAGAUGACAUCUUGAUUUACUCCAAGAGCAAGAAAGAGCAUGAUCAGCAUCUGCGCAUGAUUUUGGAAAAGUUGAGAGCUCACCAGCUGUACGCCAAAUUCAGCAAGUGUGAAUUUUGGUUAUCAGAAGUCAACUUUCUUGGACACAUGGUGUCAGGAGCCGGAGUAGCCGUUGACCCAGCUAAAGUUGCAGCAGUUACGGAAUGGGAGGCACCGAAGAAUGUCGGAGAAGUCCGCAGCUUCCUUGGACUUGCCGGUUAUUAUCGGAGAUUCAUUGAGAAUUUCUCCAAAAUAGCGAAACCCAUGACAGAGCUUUUAAAGAAAGAGAAGAAGUUUGCCUGGAAUGAGUUUUGUGAAGAGAACUUCCAGGAAUUGAAGAAAAGACUAGUGUCUGCGCCCAUCCUUGUUUUACCUGACCUACAAGAGGAUUUUCAAGUUUACUGUGACGCCUCGCGUCAAGGUUUGGGAGGAGUAUUGAUGCAGAAUGGGAGAGUUGUAGCUUACGCUUCGAGGCAAUUGAAGAGCCACGAGGGCAAUUACCCCACUCACGACUUGGAAUUAGCAUCAGUAGUGCACGCCCUGAAGACUUGGAGACACUAUCUAAUGGGAAAGCGUUGUGAGCUGUUUACUGAUCAUAAGAGUCUGAAGUAUAUAUUCACCCAGAAAGAGUUGAAUCUGAGGCAGAGGAGAUGGUUAGAACUGAUAAAAGAUUAUGACCUGAAUUUACAAUACCAUCCAGGCAAGGCUAACGUCGUAGCUGAUGCAUUGAGCCGCAAGGGCUAUGUAAAUGGACUAACAACUGGAGAGUUACCACCAGAGUUGUGCGAACAGUUCAAAGACCUCAGACUGGAAAUAGUACCGGAAGGUUACUUAGCCACUUUGGAAGUGCAACCCACACUGCUAGAUAAGAUUAAAGAAGCACAAAAAGAUGAUUCGGAAAUAAAGGAAAUAAGAGGGAAUAUGAUUAGUGGAAAGGCCAAAGAUUUUCGAGAAGACGAUCAGGGAACCAUAUGGUUCGGAAAACGCAUUUGCGUACCGCAAGAUCCGAAAAUCAGAAAGAUGAUUUUGCAAGAAGCCCACGAUUCACCAUAUUCAAUCCACCCUGGAAACACAAAGAUGUACAUGGACCUCAAGGAAACAUUUUGGUGGUCCGGAUUGAAGCGUGACAUCGCAGAGUUCAUUGCCUUGUGCGAUGUGUGCAGCAGAGUUAAGGCAGAACACCAGAAGCCAGCAGGGUUACUGAGACCAUUGCCUAUACCGGAUUGGAAAUGGGAUAAAGUUGGCAUGGACUUUAUCACCGGGCUACCAAGGACUAGAGCGGGAUAUGAUUCUAUUUGGGUAGUGGUUGACCGUUUGACCAAGGUUGCCCACUUCAUACCUGUGAAGACUACAUACACCAGCGCACAGUUAGCUAAACGCUACGUGUCCAGAAUAGUGUGUUUACACGGAGUACCCAAGGAAAUAGUUUCAGACAGAGGUACUCAAUUUACCUCAAGAUUUUGGGGACAACUACAUGAGUCUCUAGGAACGAGACUAGAAUUCAGUACAGCCUUUCAUCCGCAGACGGAUGGACAGACCGAGAGAGUAAAUCAGAUCCUUGAAGAUAUGUUAAGAGCUUGCGCUCUAGAUUAUGGGUCUAGUUGGGAUGACAAUUUGCCGUAUGCAGAAUUCUCAUACAACAACAGCUUCCAAGCCAGCAUUGGGAUGUCACCGUUUGAAGCCUUGUAUGGAAGGAAAUGCAGAACACCAUUGUUAUGGGAUGGUGUAGGAGACCGUAGCCUAUUCGGCCCAGACAUGAUAAAAGAUGCCGAAGAAAAGGUUAGACUCAUCCGAGACCGACUGAAGGUAGCUCAGUCAAGACAAAAGAGCUAUGCGGAUACAAAACGUAGGGAGGUUACCUAUGAAGCUGAAGAUAGAGCGUAUCUCAGAGUUUCACCGAUACGCGGUGUCAAGAGAUUUGGUAUAAGAGGGAAGUUAGCACCCCGAUUCGUCGGACCUUUCAAGAUAUUGUCGCGACAAGGAGAGGUAGCCUACAAGUUGGAUUUGCCGAAAGCACUGUCAAACGUCCACAAUGUCUUCCAUGUGUCGCAACUGAAGAAGUGUCACCCCGAGAUGGCCGACACACCCCUGAGGGAUACGAUCCCACUUGAGGAAGUCCAAUUGCAGAGUGACCUCACCUAUGAGGAGAAACCGGUCAGGAUCUUGGAUACAGCUGAGAGACAGACCCGAUCCAAGACCAUCAAGUUUUGCAAGGUCCAGUGGGACCAUCACACAGGAGAAGAAGCCACUUGGGAACGCGAGGAUGAUCUUCGAGAAGACCACCCACACCUUGACCAAGAAGAAAAGAGGUUGAUCCAUGGUUCGGGAUCCAGUUCGAAGAAGAACAACAUUGCACUCAAGGCCAAGAAAUCAUCCAAGAAGAUUGUCAGCUCCAGUGAAGAAUCUGAAGACUCAUCUGAAAUCAUCCAAGAAUCCAACUCCAAUGACGAGUUUGCUCUAUUUGUGAAGAGGUUCAAUAAGAAGUUUGGAAACAAACUGAAGCAUGAAGGUGAAUCCAGCUCCUCCAAGUUUCAGAAAUCUGCACAUCGGAAGAAAUCUGAUAUGGCCAAGAGAGCUUGCUUCAACUGUGGCAAGAAAGGUCAUUUCAUUGUUGAAUGCCCCGAGAAAGUUGAUGAAGACAAGGAGAAGAAAGGAUUCAAGAAACACUCUCACAAGAAGAGCCAUGACCGUCACAAGAAGAAGGAUUGGAAAAAGGACUCUGCUCACAAGAAGAAGGGAAACUUUACUAUUAUUGGUGAAUCUUGCACUGCUGUCACUAACCCUUCACCUAGUGAUCUCUCACUGGCUGAAGAAAAUGCUAAGUUGAAGAAGCAGAUUGAGGCUGGUAUCCUCAAGUGUAACCAAGGGACUGAAACCUUGAACCAGAUUCUUGGUCUUCAAAUUCCUCGUCGACGCAAGGAUGGUAUCGGUUUUGAGAGGAAGUACAAUGUUAACGGUGAUGCUUGGCUCCCUGAGCAAUAUCCCCCUACAAAGUUUGUCCAGGGAAGACGGAAGUAUAUUGAGGUUCCUCCAUUCGUGGGAAAUCUGAAUCCUCGCAAGGAUGCUUCAAAGCGUCCUAAUACUUCACGCGCUUACCCGAUAUUUCAUGUUAAUGAUUCUUACAUUCUGAAGAUGGGUAAGGAUAAUAAAGCAUAUGCAUCCGGAUGUACGAAUCACAUGACCGGUGAGAAGAAAAGGUUUAGCUCUUUAAAACUUGGUCCUCAACAUCAUGAGAACAUCACUUUUGGUGACAAUGGUAAGGAAAAGAUAAUUGGUCUCGACAAAGUUGCUAUAUUUAAGGAAAAUGACUUGUCUAUCAAUGAAGUACUUCUUGUUGAAUCACUUGGAUAUAAUCUUCUAUCUGUUGCUCAACUAUGUGAUCAUGGACUAAUCAGCACAAUAGUUGAGAUCUUCAAGAAGUUUGCACGAAGAGCCCAAAAUGAGUUUGAAGUAUCCAUCAAGGGCGUGCAAAGUGACAAUGGAACAGAAUUCAAGAACCUGAUGAUGGAAGAAUUUCUCGAUGAGUUCGACGUGAAGCAUGACUUUUCUGCACCUCAUGUUCCUCAACAAAAUGGGGUGGUGGAGAGGAAGAACCGCACGUUGAUUGAAAUGGCCCGGACUAUGCUGAACGAGUACAAGACUCCUGACCAUUUUUGGGCUGAAGCCAUCAACACCGCUUGCCAUGCUUCAAAUCGCUUGUAUCUUCAUCGACUUUUGAAGAAAACUCCAUACGAGCUCAUCUCCAACCGCAAGCCUGAUGUGUCAUACUUCAGGGUCUUCGGAAGCAAAUGCUACAUCCUCAACAAGAAGAAUAGACGAGCUAAGUUUGAUUCUUAA